AUGGGUAGUGCUGCUAACUCCCUCAUGGAUAGACAGGACGUGCUGGUGACAGAGGCGAGCUGCGACGCCCAUUACUGGGCGGAUUACUGCAUAUCCCCUCCAGCAGAAGGCUUUAAAUACAACCUCGCGGGAGACCACGAGAUUAGCGCCCACGAAACACCAGACUACGACGCCGCCGUGGAGACACUGCGACUUCACCUGCGGAACGCCUUCUAUUCUACCGCCCUUGACACCCUCGGUCCCCACUUCGUCAGCGUCAGGACUGAAUUGACGAUAACGACGCAGAAAUUCACUAUUUGCUUGACCGCAAUAAGCAUGCGUUAA
Dibothriocephalus latus is the source of this 324-nucleotide messenger RNA. Lineage: Eukaryota; Metazoa; Platyhelminthes; Cestoda; Diphyllobothriidea; Diphyllobothriidae. The record is from the annotation of a GenBank genome assembly.